Messenger RNA from Volvox carteri f. nagariensis, 1551 nucleotides. RefSeq lists its product as uncharacterized. The record is from RefSeq and is a predicted model, not a curated record. The transcript has 8 exons. The coding region runs from base 1 to 1239 and encodes 412 amino acids. Lineage: Eukaryota; Viridiplantae; Chlorophyta; Chlorophyceae; Chlamydomonadales; Volvocaceae.
AUGACACGAAUGGGUGUAUACUCUUCUUUCCGGUGCUGUACCCCAGAUCGCCAGGUGGCGGCGGGGGGAAAGACUGCGGCAGCGGCGCCACCGCCAAGGGCGACAAGGCCGGCAGCGGCGCCGCCAGCAGCAGCAACCGAUACAGGGCCAGGUGGCGGCGGCGGCGGCGAAGCUGCGGGAAUAUCGUCGCCACCUCGUCCGCCACUGCCGCCGCCGCGGCGCUUCUUCGGCGCUACCCCACCCCCCCACGCGCCUGUCACUGACCUGGGGCCCGUCCCGCCGCCAGACCACGAAUCAGCUCUACCGGCUGUAGCAGACGGUCUUGGCAGUGAAACUGGCAACGUCGUUGAUUCGGACUUGGAAGAAGACCAAGCGUACCAAAAGGUGACUUCGUCGUACCGUAACGUUAUGCCGUAUCGCCAAGCGCUACGCUCUCUCUCUGCUCCAGCGCUCCCCUCUCUCCGCCGCCACACUGACCCGGCGGCUGUUGGCCCGGGGCCUCCCGGGUCACCUGCUGCCGCCCCUGGUGGCCUGGCUGGGGGCGGCGGGGGCGCUCAACGACCGCCUCUACGCCCGGAUGUACGCGGCGUCCAAGUGGAACGCAAAUCGGACGGCACCCGCCAAGAUAAAGCAGGCACCUUCUUCCUGCGACAGCUGUUGGAGCUUACGGCACUGGGCGUUGGAGAUGCUGACGUGGCGGCUGCUCUGGUACACGUGUUUGGUCCGACGCGCCGUAUUCGCCUGUCUGGACCCACCACCAGUCCGGAGGAGCUUGAGGUGCGGGAGGCGCUUCUUGAGGCCGCCAGGCGGCAUGUGGGCCUUCAACACAAACCCCAGACCAGCCAUCGCAACCAUCACCACGACGACGAGGAACUACCGCCGCCGCAACAGCACCAGCACCAGUAUCAGUACCAGUAUCAGUACCAGGGCACCGCUGCUAUGGAAGAAUCGUUCUAUGGUGACCGUUCCUACGCGACGGCCGCGACCGCCGCAGCUUCCGCUUCCUCUUCCUCCACCACCAUAGAGACAGUUGCCGCCGCCUUUGGCACUUCCAGCUCCCGCACGACCUCAUCUUCUGCCUCUGCCUCUGCCGCGGACGACGCUGACCGAAGUGCGGAUGAGUGGAAGGCGAGGGUCAAGGAGCAGAACAUGCAACGACGUCGGCUGUCGUCAUGGCUGCAGUACCGAGGCCACGACAUGGGGGUCGUGCUCAAGGUGUUUGAGCUGCUUGGCAUUUGACGAGUUUGAGCAGCGGCUGUCGCUGCUGCCGCUCCGCCAUAUUGCUGCUGUCCCAUUCGGCUGGACGGGGCUACUGCUGUUGCUGCUCAUAUCUUGUUGAUUCACAGAUCUGGACGGCUGUGCCGCUGCGAACGCUACUGUUUUUCGUUGCGCAGCUGUAGCAGCUGCACCAGCGAUGCCGCUGUCCAAAGUGGUUGAUUUUGCUGCUUGAGUUGUUCUGGACAGCGGAAUGGUGCUGAUCUCCCAAGCUGAGACGGUUCCGCUUAGUAGGAGCCCUGCUUGGAUUUGCCAUGCGUAACGGUUUUCUCCCUC